AUGUACCGGGCGACGGCGACGGCCAUCUCGAGGUCCUCCUCAGCGCUGCGGAGGCAGCUCGCGCGGAGCGCGGGCGGGGAGCCGCCGCGUCUGUUGGCGCGGGGGUAUGCGGCCACGGCGAAGGAGGUGUCCUUCGGCGUUGGCGCCGGCGCCGCCAUGCUGCAGGGCGUCAACGACCUCGCCGACGCCGUCAAGGUCACCAUGGGCCCCAAGGGGCGCACUGUGAUCAUCGAGGGGUUCUGUAAAGGUCCCAAGGUCACGAAGGAUGGGGUCACUGUUGCCAAGAGCGUGGAGUUCGAGGAUAGCGCGAAGAAUGUUGGGGCGAAUCUGGUGAAGCAAGUUGCUGAUGCUACGAACAAGGCUGCAGGGGAUGGGAAAUUCUGA
Miscanthus lutarioriparius is the source of this 384-nucleotide messenger RNA. NCBI's taxonomy places the organism in Eukaryota, Viridiplantae, Streptophyta, Magnoliopsida, Poales, Poaceae. The record is from the annotation of a GenBank genome assembly.